AUGGAAGGGUCCUCAAGUGCAAUUAUUUCAGAUGAUAUAAGUAUGUCAAGAUUAGGUAUACCAAAAUCCGGCAUGUCGGCAGAGGAACGAGCCUUUGGUCCCAAUAAGGCCGGUUUCCCUGUUACUGGCCCGCAGCGCAUCGAUUUCAGCAUUGAUUUGCUUUUAAGUGCUGUGGUUCUCGUGUUGUCAUCCGGGAUAAUGCUUACCCUGGGUGCGUACUCCGUUAUCCAGGUGCGACACGUGGUUCGCCACAACGGUGACGGUGCCAAAUGGAGAAUUCCGGUUGUUAUUUCAAGUUUAGUGGGAAUGGUGGUUGUCUACAAGUUGUGUCUAUGGUUUUGUCGCGAGAGAUUACAACGGUCAUUAGGUAAUUCACGGUACAGAGGGCUCGUUGGACGAGAAUCCUUUGAGAUGAUGGAUCAUACAGAGACUGCGAGAAACCUAUAA
Molecule: messenger RNA, 447 nt
Organism: Lachancea mirantina
Lineage: Eukaryota; Fungi; Ascomycota; Saccharomycetes; Saccharomycetales; Saccharomycetaceae
Source: the annotation of a GenBank genome assembly